This is a messenger RNA of Pygocentrus nattereri (red-bellied piranha), 1880 nucleotides long. Its product is annotated as zinc finger protein 2. NCBI's taxonomy places the organism in Eukaryota, Metazoa, Chordata, Actinopteri, Characiformes, Serrasalmidae. The record is from RefSeq and is a predicted model, not a curated record. Gene Ontology annotation, cellular component: nucleus. The transcript is spliced from 4 exons. The coding region runs from base 272 to 1675 and encodes 467 amino acids.
GACAUCAGCCUUGUUAUUACAUGGUAAUUCGUGGUAUCGCCCACCCCAACAAAGGGUCUUAGGAGGGGCUUAGCGUUUCUGUCUGCAUGCUCAGUCGACCCGGAAAUAAACAAACAGCAGCGGCGGCCGGGCUGACGGAUCCCGCGUCUGAUCCCCGAGCUCCGGCGGCCUUUCCUGCUCGGCUAUGCGGCGCUGUCUGCGCUAAGGCGUGCCCGUCUCGCUCGGAUCCCAAGGCCCGGUGCGCGCAGGCAGCAGGCGCUGCUCUUUAGGGAUGGCCAGCAAGCCGUUUUCCUUCCAGACGCGCCUCACCUCGGUGAUGGAGGUGAUGGCCAGGGCGGUCGUGCGGGAGGUCUGCGAGAUGGUAGACGGCGAUUUGGCGUGUUUACGUCUGGAGCUGGCGCGAGCCCUCAACGAGAAGACGGCUCUCAGCGUGAAAAUGCACGAGCUGGAGAGCGAGGUGGAAACCCUGCGCAACACAGGCGCGCGGAGCCCGGCCAAGAAGUACCGUUCAGUUUGCAUACAGACCCUGGAAGAGCUGGACGCGCCCUCCAUCAACGGGAUAUUUGGAAAAGAGUGGUGCUCCAGUCUGUGGGAUGGGAGAGAGCCAAGAGCAGAGGAGAAGGCAACAGAAGUGGAACCUGCUGUGCCUGAUGAGUCUGAACUCCAUGAUCACAGUAAAACACUGGCCAUCAAAGAGGAAAAUUCAGAGAAGGAAAUUUGUUCAAGCAAUACAACAGCGGCUGCGACACCUGGCAGAAGAAAUAACCCGUCCUCUCCAUCAGAGCCUAAUGAAGUUCAAGACUUGAGUCUUAUUGAUGAUGGUGAUGACGACAACCAGGACAGCGAGGACAUAUAUUUCAUAUCUGCAGGAUUUCUGGGGGCUCCUGAUGUCCACCCCAUGCCAUCUGGCUUUGAAAGAUCAGACUUUACAAAAAUUAUAUCCUCAGAUGGCACAGUUAAGCAUUUGAUACUGCCAAGUGAUGACCAGCUGGAAUUCGAUGAGCAUUGCAUGCCCAUUGAAUUUAUUGAGGGUGAGCGUCCAGAGGCACAGUCAUUUGGGGGACAGCAGGAGGACCUAUUCCUGGAAGCAGAAAACACGUCCAGCUUAGGUAGCGCUGAAAACUUGACUUACUUUGACAGAUUCGACCUGCAGGAAGAACCGGAGCGAGAGAUGGAGCUAGCAAAGACUCCGAAAUUUAGCUGCUUGGAGUGCGGCAAGACGUUCUUGCGGCAGAGUAGUCUUACUUUACACAAGAAGUGUCACCAGAGGCAUAAUUCACACACGUGCAAUUCUUGCAAGGUGGUUUUCCCUCAAAUGAACUUACUCAGAACCCACAAGUGUCUGCCCCCCGACAACCAAUCAAAAACGCUGAACCAAAAGUUUGGUUGCGAGCAGUGUGGAAAGCGCUUCCAUUCCAGAGCCAACCUCAGGGUUCAUUACGCAGUGCAUACGGGCGAGAGGCCGCACAGGUGCAGUUACUGCGGGAGAGGGUUCACCCAGAAAGGGAACUUGAACACCCACGAACGCAUUCACAGAGGAGAGAAGCCUUUCGUAUGUUUAACCUGUGGAAAACGAUUCACGCAGAAAGUGAACCUGAAUCACCACUUGGGCAUUCAUAGUGGAAUAAGACAGAGCAAAACGAGGAAGUCUGCUGAAAAAUCACAGUGCACAUGAACAUUAUUUCAUUUCAACUUAUGUCAGUUGGUUGUAUCAUCAUUGCACAGUAUAAAAAGUUACGGAAUGUGUGAACCUAGCAUUGAAUACAUGAUAUAAUACAACCCCAAUUCCAGUUAAGUUGGGAUGUUGUCUAAAACAUAAAUAAAACAGAAUACAAUGAUUUGCAAAUCCUUUUCAACCUAUAUUCAAUUGAACACACUAC